CAAAAGACCCGCACAGCAAGUCAUCAGAGUUAUACGUUAGGCUCUUAGGCAGUAAUUACGACUGUUUAUUUCUGGAUUUUCAUCCUUAAACAACUACCAGAAGAGGAGACAACGACGCAUUUCUUUGAUAAGAUGCUGUCGACACUAAUUCCGCCUUUCGUAUACAGUGGGUAAUGUUAUGGACUGUACAGUAAGUUAGCUUUCUGGCUAGCUCAAUAAUGCUAGCUAGAUGCUGCAGUGUCUCAGAAGAAACGAGUAAUGACUGACAGCGAUUUCUAUGGAUAAACAUCUAUUAUUGUGGGAUUUUGGAGAGCUGCCAAACACAGGUUCGUCGUCAAAAAAAGGAUAACUCGUCUGACCGACUGUCAUGGACGCCUUGAAAUCACGCAGCAAUGAUGAUGAUGAAGAGCUACACUCCACAGACCCAGAGAGUAAAGAGAAGAGCAAAGACAAAAAAAUCCUGUGCAAAGUAAAGUGGUCUCGAGAUGAGGACGAAAAGCUAAAAAAGCUUGUAGAGCAGCAUGGAACAGACUCCUGGAAAUUAGUAGCUAACUUUUUUCCUGGGAGGACAGAUGGCCAGUGUCAGCACCGCUGGCAGAAGGUGCUCAACCCUGAGCUGGUGAAAGGACCCUGGACAAAAGAGGAAGAUCAAAAGGUUAUUGACCUGGUACACAAAUAUGGUCCCAAACGAUGGUCUGUGAUUGCAAAGCAUCUCCAGGGAAGAAUUGGAAAGCAAUGCCGUGAACGGUGGCACAACCACCUUAACCCAGAGGUGAAGAAGUCUUCAUGGACUCAGGAUGAAGAUCGGAUCAUCUAUGAGGCCCACAAACGGCUAGGCAACCGUUGGGCAGAGAUCUCCAAACUUCUACCUGGACGGACAGACAACUCUAUCAAGAACCACUGGAACUCUACCAUGAGGAGGAAGGUGGAGCAUGAGGGCUACCUGCAAGACGGCUGCAAGCCUUUUACUUCUUCUCAAACUGGAGGGAAGAGACGCCACAGGCCAUGUCCUGCUGCACCAACUGAGCAACAGCACUGCGACCGCAGCCCCCUGCCCAUGCCAACAUCAAACCAGAUGGGAGCAUAUCCUUAUGAUCCUCACAGUGGACAUUUGAUAGACAGUCGGCCUGAUAGUUCAGGCUUCAUAUCGCCAUCCUGCCUGGAUGAUCCCGACAGAGAACAAAGAAUUAAGGAGCUUGAGCUGCUGCUUAUGUCAGCAGAGAAUGAAGUCCAUCGACAAAUGCAGUGCAGAGGUCCAUGUAGCUUAGAUCAGUACUCGGCCUGGUCAGACAGUGUGUCAGAUGACACACUGACUACAAGUAGCAGCAGCCUGGAGGAUCAGACAGAGAGAAGGUCCUGGAGGAGCUCUGAGAUCCCACAGGGACCUCCAGCCCAACCUCCAGUGUCCCCCAGCAAGUUCCUGGCUGUAGAGGCCAGCACUGUCCUCUCUACAUUGCAGACCAUCCCAGAGUUUGCAGAAACCAUGGAGCUCAUUGACUCAAUGUGUUUUGCUCUGCAGGACCCUGUGGCGUGGAGCGAUGUGGCAGGCUUUGACUUGUCAGAGACAGGGACCCCACCCAGACACAACCAGGCAGGCUUCACCUCUCUGCUGCAAGAGAGGACAAUUGACAAUUCAUUGGGCUACACUGUCAACACUCCAGCUGCCGCGUCCAACCGGGACAAGAACUGUGCUCCAUUUGGUCUGGACAGCACCGCCUCUCUGACCCCCAUUAGCUCAUCCAAACUCAUACAGGCUUCCACAGGGAGGAAAAGGAAAAGAGAGAGAGCAGAACCAUCUCCUUUGUGUGAUCGGACCUGCUCCUCCUUCCUGGAAAAUAUUUCAAAUUCACCCAAGAAAACGCCCACAAAAUCACUGCCAUUCACUCCAUCUCGAUUCUGCAACAUAUCAGGGGCUGAGCAUCUGAAUCUGGAUAACCCUGCCCUCACUUCGACUCCAGUGUGUGGCCAAAGGUGUCUCCUCAACACACCACUUCACAAAGAACUCACACCUAAGCACCAGAAAGAGAAUGAUGGUUCUAGGACUCCUAAAUUUCGUAAGACUGUCAUGAUUCCAACACCAAGGACGCCUACUCCUUUUAAAAAUGCUUUGGCCGCCCAGGAAAAAAUGCAUGGGCCACUCAAAAUGGAGCCUCAGCCUCUGGCCUUUCUAGAAGAGGACAUACGAGAGGUUUUGAAGGAGGAAACUGGAGCAGACAUCUUCAACAGAACAGACCUCCAGGCAGACUACAGAGCAUGGAAACAUAAUCUGGAUGGCCCAGCUAGAAAGGUGCGCAAGUCUCUUGUGCUGGACCCAUGGGGAAAAGACUGCCUAAAUGUCCAGCUCUUUCAAGAUCAACUCAACGAUGCACAAAUACCAGAUGAGAGCCUUCUGACGAGCUCUUCACUGAUCACCACAAAUCCUGAGCAGGAGGAGUGCAGCCGCUCGCUGACCUCUUUAAGCGAGGAGCCCCCCUUCGUCCCCAUACAUACAAAUAAGCCUCCUGCCUCCCAAAAAGCAUCAAAACACACAUUACAGGUGAGUGACUGGGAAGCAGUGGUUUAUGGGAAGACAGAGGACCAGCUGAUCAUGACAGAACAGGCCCGUCAGUACCUGAACCCUUACCUGCCCUCUGGCUCUACCUCAAGGGCCCUUGUGCUUUAAAGCUCUCCCAUCACUGCACAGGCAACAAUACACCCGUCCAACAACUAAAGCCUCUAUCGAAUCCAGUAAGAGACAAUCUGGUAAAUAGAAUUUCUUUUCUUUUGAAGCAGAAAUGCACUGCCAAGGACAUCCACAAAAAGGCAUGGCUGCUGCUAUUGUUUUCACACGUUUCUAGGUCACUGCCCAAGUAGUUUCUUGUUGAUAGAUGUUUUCUGUUUGGCCUUUAUUUUGAAGACACUCAUCCUGACAACAGUAGCAGUUUUGUAAAGAUAAAAAUGACUAGAUUUUGUUCUGCACUAGACAGUAAAGAUGAAAAGACCUGCACAUACAGUAGGCUGUAGAAAUAGCGUGUUUAUUACUAGCAGUGGCUGCUUCUGAGUUUUAUAUUUUUAAUAUAUUGUCAAAAUGGAAAAAAUGUCAUUUUAUGAUGUAACGCUACUCAUUGUGCAUCUCCUCCAGCUUGUUUUGCUAAACUGCCCCGCUGCUGUUAUCAGAUAGAAACCACAUAACUACAAUUGACACAGAUUUGUUUUAAUCAUGUUCUUUUUCCUUUUCCUUUGGAGCAGCGUAAAAAUUAAAGGAAUUAUGAGACACAUCAAAUCUACAGUUUAAAAUCAGCGAAUCAAAAAAGCAGUUAUGUGUUUUUUGUUUUGUGACAGCAGUGUUACAUUGCUGAAAAGGCCUAUAAAUGGUGAGGUUUUUGAGGUUGUAAAUAGGACGCUGUCAGUAUUGCACUACUGAGUUGAUUUUGCUGCUGAAAAGGUGCAGUGUUUCUAAGGGCAAACUGGAUAGCACUUGUGAUGGUAUAUUUUUAAACAACGCAACAUUUCCUUUCUAUGGCCAUAGUGUCCAUCGAGACAUCGGUUGAAUGUAUUUCAUUGCAAUGUACAUGUGUAAGAACCUCAAAAUGGAAGGGUACCUUUAUGUUUAUUUGUUUAUUUAUUGUCUGACAGCUCUAAAGCUUAGAUAUUAAUAUAAAUCGGACACCAGACGUUUUUAAGAAGUUUAACUUUGCUGACAAAACAGCCUAAAAACCCUCAUUUCCUCUACAGCAGUUGAGCUGUGGCUCUCUGCAUUGAAAUGGUCACCGUUGCUUUGGUCAGACGUAUCAGGUAGAUGCUGACCAUAUUUUUCAUAUCAUCAGUGUUCUACAAGCAUUUGAUCGAGAAAGAUUUACUUUUUAUGUGAAGGCUGUAGUUUUUAUUUAUUUAAUGUCUACUAAUUUAUUUAUUUCUAAAAAAAAAAAAACAUUUAAGAGAAAUUAUUGAAGAAUUCUAUUGCUUUCUCUUUCAAAAUCAGGAUUGGGCUACCAUUCAUUUUCAUUACUCCAAGUUAGAAGAAGUACACAUGCACUGCCACUAAUGGAAUAUCUUAAUAUCUGACCAAACAAGAUCUAGAAAAUAAUCAUUGUGUAGUUUUAUCUGUGAUCUUGUAACAUAUACAGUACAGUAGAUAGGACAUUUUUCCCUUAAAUUCAUGUGUUCUUCUCUAAAUAGGUAGCAGGACACCAUCUCCAACCUCUAAUCAUAGACAAAUUGCACUUUUAACUCAUCAUUUAAUAUGUCUGAUUGUUCAUUCUGAUGAUGUAGCUGUUGUCAAUUUUUGAUGUUCUUUUUUGCGUGUGUGUUAGAUGGAUGUCUCCCUGUUUGUUAACUAAAUGCAGACAUUAAGUUCAUGCUGCUUGAUUUUACAAUGUUUUUCUGUUCUGCUGCAGAAACGCAUACUUUAAUACUCCACAACAAAGCAUUGUAUCUGAAGUUUUUUAACACAUUUCUGGGCAAAAUCAACCCUAAACUUUUUACAAUCAGUCUGGUAUCCCAAGGUCUGCAGCAGCCAGUGACUCAAAUGAACGACAUAUUCUGCUGAAACACCCUCAAGAUAGACCCUGAAACUCUUAACCUUCUCACUGAUUUUACACUGCGUAGGAACAAACAUCUUAUAAUGCUACAUAUGUGAAUCUGGACACAUGUUGGUGAGAUCCUGAAGAAAUGUACGGCACUGUGCUUCCAUGGUAACAAGCUGAUUUAUUACACUUUUUUGAUAAUGCUGAAAAACUUUUUGUAACCUGAUAUAUAUCUCAGACUGUUGAAGUAACACUACAGCUAUAAAUGGUGUUCUCUGUAUUAUCGGCAUUAGAGGAUCCAGCAUUAGUUAUAAUCUGGAUUAUCCAGCAUUAAGCAUUGGAGUGAGAAUAAGAAGGGAAUCUUGUCAGGGAGGUCAUGUGAAAAGAUCAGGAGAAUGCACAACUCAAACAGAAAGUUGACUAAUAUUGACAUGAGACAUUUGUAUCUGAAUCUGGUGGUUGAGAUUGGUCUAAUCUGUAUAUAUUUGUGUUUAUGUGUUAUGUUGAUUGGUUUGACUUGUGUUUGUACAUUCCAUUUGUAAGUCAGAGUUAAUAUGUUUGUAUGUUAACAUCACUUGGCCAUGUAACAUCAUAGGUUUUGAGGGAAUUAAGUACAUAUACAUGAUAGUCGCAGUUGUCAUACUACUGUAGUCAUGCAUGAGCAAUACACAAAAUGCUGGAUUUUGCUUUCAUAUACAAGGUGAAUCACAAUUGUAACACUAUAUUUUGUAGCAUUUUCAGUUGAAAUCAUAACCAAGGUACCAUAGAAAUCCUGCCAACUGUCUUUGUAACUUUGUACUUAAUUUGGAAAAUAAAUGCAUUUUUGGCAUGAA
Sphaeramia orbicularis (orbiculate cardinalfish) is the source of this 5338-nucleotide messenger RNA. It is a transcript of the gene mybl1, whose product is annotated as v-myb avian myeloblastosis viral oncogene homolog-like 1. The record is from RefSeq and is a predicted model, not a curated record. Gene Ontology annotation, biological process: regulation of DNA-templated transcription. The coding region runs from base 368 to 2662 and encodes 764 amino acids. The transcript has 16 exons. Gene Ontology annotation, molecular function: DNA-binding transcription factor activity, RNA polymerase II-specific; RNA polymerase II cis-regulatory region sequence-specific DNA binding. NCBI's taxonomy places the organism in Eukaryota, Metazoa, Chordata, Actinopteri, Kurtiformes, Apogonidae. Gene Ontology annotation, cellular component: nucleus.